AUGUCGAAGCCUAUCUCUUUUGGCUUCGGCAAGCCCAAGAGCUCGACAUUUGCGCAGAAGAUACCUACUCCAGCUCGUAGACCAGCAGCCUCCCACCGCUCAUCGAAAGCGACGCUCGGUCAUGAUUCGGAUCAGGAAGAUGAGAAAGAGCCGAGACACGAGUCAGUCACCGGCUUCUCAUCAAGCGGUGCCAUUCUAAGCAAGCCUCUACAGGAACCAAAAGAGCGUGUCAUAGAGAAUGUGGGCAACGGGGAUUGGCGCAAACGUGGACGCAAAAACCUCCUACCAUCGGAAGUCCAGGCACAACAGGAGAAUGGCAGCGCUCUCAGGGUCGAAACGGUUGAAGUAAGCAAGGCAAGUGGGCUACAAUUCGCACCAGAGACGGCCGAAGAAGAAACAAACGGGUACAACGAUCAAUCGCACCGAGACGAAGCACAAAGCCCUCCACGAAAACUGACCGCAGACGAGGAAGCCCUGAACGCGUUGCUGGAUGAUGGAUCAGGAAAGCUGAAAUCAACUGCUGUCAUCAUACAGCAAGGCAACACCAGACUCAGUUCACGAGACGAGACAGAGGAGUUUAGAGAUGAUGUGGCGUCAAGACCUGAAUCGAGCACCCUUGAAGAUUACGCUGCAAUGCCCGUGGAAGAAUUCGGCAUGGCUAUGCUUAGAGGUAUGGGAAAGAAGCGGCGCGCCAAUGGAGAAGUGAUCGACCUCAAUCCCAAAGCAGAAGACUCCCGUAAGGCGCGCAAACAAGAAGGCUUUCUUGGUAUUGGAGCAAAAGCUGCUCCGGGUACUGGUGUCGAGCUGGGGGCAUGGGGAAAGGCUGACAUGAGGAAAAAUAAUAAGGGCGAGGGUUUCUUCACCCCGUUGAUGCGGGAAAACAAAGCCACGGGCGAGAGGAUCACCGAAGUAGAAUUGCAGAAGAAGAUCAAAGAAUCCAAAGGAGACAUGAAGGAAGAGGACUGGAGGGAACGACGUGACCGAAAUCUGGAAAACAGCCAGCGGGACCGAGAUCGAGAUCGAGAACGCCUUCCAACAAAUGGUAGCAGCAGCUACCGAGAUGAAAUGAACUCCUUCUCUCGGACCUCGAAAAGGGAUAAAGAUGAUCGUGAUCAUGAACGUUCUCGAUCUACGCGAGACCGGAGUAGAUCGAAGGAACGGAGGCGGCGUGACGACGAUGACCAUGACAGCCGUCAUCGCGAUCGGCGAAAAGACCGUUAUCGAGACGAUGAACGAUAUGAUUCUAGUUCUUCUCGUCGCAGUCACCGCGAUUAUGACAGGGACAGCGAUAGGAGUGGUCGACGGCAUAGAGAUCGAAGAUGA
This is a messenger RNA of Exophiala aquamarina CBS 119918, 1323 nucleotides long. RefSeq lists its product as uncharacterized. Gene Ontology annotation, biological process: mRNA splicing, via spliceosome. The record is from RefSeq and is a predicted model, not a curated record. The transcript has a single exon. The coding region runs from base 1 to 1323 and encodes 440 amino acids. NCBI's taxonomy places the organism in Eukaryota, Fungi, Ascomycota, Eurotiomycetes, Chaetothyriales, Herpotrichiellaceae. Gene Ontology annotation, cellular component: spliceosomal complex.